AUGCUCGCAGGUCGUCCCGACGGAUUACCUGGUAGUCCAGGGGCCAAAGGUGGACCUGGAGUUCAAGGAGACCGAGGUCAGCGCGGUCCAGUGGCUCCUCAAGGAUUAGUCGGAAAGGCUGGAAGCAAAGGAGAGAGAGGACCGAUGGGUGUUCCAGGUGCUAAAGGUCUGAGUGGAACCAAAGGAGACAAGGGCUUCCAAGGAAGAUGUGGACCCAAAGGAGACAUUGGAGACUCUGGUGUGGAGGGGCUGGCUGGUGAGAAAGGUGAAAAGGGUAUGUCUGGAGAACCUGGCCCUAAAGGACAGCACAGAGUGAGGGGAGACCUUGGACAUAACGGUCCAACUGGAGACUCUGGGAAGCCAGGUGAUCUAGGACCGCCUGGACCGCCUGGUCCUCGGGGGUUGAACGGCAUGAGAGGAGUGCCUGGCAUGCCGGGUAUUGAGGGUCCACCGGUGAGUCCACAAGAUACAUCUGAGCAGCAUGUUAUUGAUGUGGUGCUAAGAAUUUUGCAAGAGAGGCUGGCAGCAGUAGCAGUGAGCACUAAAAGGGCUGUGCUUGGUGGAGUUGCAUCAUGGGAACUCCCCGGCCCUCCCGGACCUCCGGGAUCAACGAGUCCACAAGGACCACAUGGUUUGCCUGCUUCUCCAACAAUUCCUGGGAUGAUAGGAGCUGAUGGACGGAUCGGAAACAAAAGUCUUAAAGGUAGUCGGCCUGCCCGGGGGUAUCUCGUGGGGUCGGCUCCGCUUGUGUUGCUCUUUGUGGAUCUUGGGGAGCAACAUAUAUAUAUAUAUAUAUAUAUAUAUAUAUAUGAGGAUAACUUCAGGCAAACCAUGAGUAAAGAAAAUGUCCCUCAAGGCCUGUCCAAAGAGGUCCACACCUAG
Molecule: messenger RNA, 882 nt
Organism: Entelurus aequoreus (snake pipefish)
Lineage: Eukaryota; Metazoa; Chordata; Actinopteri; Syngnathiformes; Syngnathidae
Product: collagen alpha-2(IX) chain-like
Exons: 11
Coding region: 1-882 (293 amino acids)
Source: RefSeq, a predicted model, not a curated record